This is a messenger RNA of Dryobates pubescens (Downy woodpecker), 4612 nucleotides long. It is a transcript of the gene ADGRA3, whose product is annotated as adhesion G protein-coupled receptor A3. Gene Ontology annotation, biological process: G protein-coupled receptor signaling pathway; cell surface receptor signaling pathway. The transcript has 19 exons. NCBI's taxonomy places the organism in Eukaryota, Metazoa, Chordata, Aves, Piciformes, Picidae. Bases 322 to 4296 code for a protein of 1324 amino acids. Gene Ontology annotation, molecular function: protein binding; G protein-coupled receptor activity. Gene Ontology annotation, cellular component: external side of plasma membrane; plasma membrane. The record is from RefSeq and is a predicted model, not a curated record.
GCGGGCGCGCUCGCCGCCGCGGGGCUCUGGCACCGGCGGAAGGCGGCGCUGCUGCCUCCGCGCGUAGCCCGCCCGGUCCCGACACAAAGACGAAGGCGGCUGUGGCGGCCACGGCUCCUGCGUGCCCGCAGCUCCCCCCCCAACCCCCGCGGCACCACAUGGCGGCAGCGCUGCGGCCGCGCCUGGCGCCGCCCCCGCGGAGUUAGGCCAGUGCGAACCGCGGUUCCCCUGCUGCUCGCUCCUCUCUCGCCUGGCCCGGCCGACCCCAUUUGUCCCCGCCGCCCGCGGGAGGAGCGGAGCGGGGCCCUGCACAGCCCCGCCAUGCUGCCCCCGGGUCGCCGUGCGCUCUGCCGCCCACCGCGCUGCCGCCGUCGCCGCCCGGCAGGGCUGCUGCCCGCGCUCCUGCUCCUGACGGCGCUAGGGGGUGGCGGGGGUGCCGCGCUGCCCCCGGGCUGUAAGUACGACGGUCGUCCCAAGAACGCCGGCAAAGCGGCGGCGGCCGGCGGCCCGGUGGAGGUGAAGGUAGUUUGCAGCAACCUGGAGCUCGCUCAGGUCCUGCCUUCUGAGGCGCUGCCUAACCGGACGGUCACCCUAAUUCUGAGUAACAAUAAAAUAACAGAGCUGAAGAAUGGUUCUUUCACUGGAUUACACCUUCUGGAGAGAUUGGACCUUAAGAACAACCUCAUUAGUACUAUAGAUCCAGGAGCUUUUCUGGGGCUUUCAUCUCUGAAGAGACUAGACUUAACCAAUAACAGAAUAGGCUGCCUGAAUGCAGAUAUAUUUAGAGGACUUGCAAAUCUUAUUAGAUUGAAUCUUUCUGGGAACCUGUUUUCUACACUUACACAGGGAACAUUUGAUCACCUUGGUUCACUAAAGUCUCUAGAAUUUCAGACUGAUUAUCUUCUUUGUGACUGCAACAUACUGUGGAUGCAUCAGUGGUUAAAAGAAAGAAAUAUAACUGUACGUGAAACUAAAUGUGUGUAUCCCAAGUCACUGCAGUCGCAGACAGUGACUGGUGUUAAGCAGGAGCUUCUAACCUGUGAGCCUCCACUGGAGUUACCCUCAUUCUACAUGACUCCGUCUCACCGGCAGGUUGUGUUUGAAGGAGAUAGUCUACCCUUCCAAUGUAUGGCUUCCUAUAUUGAUCAAGACAUGCAAGUCCUGUGGUAUCAGGAUGGAAAGAUAGUGGAAACUAAUGAGUCACAGGGUAUUUUUGUUGAAAAAAACAUGAUCCAUAACUGCUCACUGAUUGCAAGUGCCCUGACAAUCUCAAACAUUCAGGCUGGCUCUACAGGAAACUGGGGUUGCCAUGUACAAACAAGACGUGGGAAUAACACGAGGACAGUAGACAUUGUGGUGUUAGAAAGCUCUGCGCAGUACUGCCCUCCAGAGAGGGUGGUGAACAAUAAAGGAGAUUUCAGGUGGCCUAGAACAUUGGCAGGCAUCACAGCAUACCUGCUGUGUACACGUUACUCUGCUGGCAGUGGGAUAUAUCCUGGCAACUCACAAGAUGAGAGAAGAGCCUGGCGCAGAUGUGACAGGGGAGGGUACUGGGCGGAAGAGGACUACUCCAGGUGCCAGUAUGCAAAUGAUGUGACUCGAGUUCUUUAUAUGUUCAAUCAGAUGCCGCUCAACCUUACUAAUGCAGUGGCAACAGCAAGACAGCUCUUGGCUUACACUGUUGAAGCAGCAAAUUUUUCUGAUAAGAUGGAUGUUAUUUUCGUGGCUGAAAUGAUAGAGAAAUUUGGAAGAUUUGCUGAAAAAUACAAAGAGCUUGGUGACGUGAUGGUGGAUAUAGCAAGUAACAUUAUGUUGGCUGAUGAACGUGUUCUGUGGAUGGCACAAAGGGAAGCCAAGGCCUGCACUAGAAUUGUACAGUGCCUACAGAAAAUUGCCAUGUAUCGGCUCGCAAAUGGAGCUCAAGUUUAUUCUACUUAUUCUCCAAAUAUUGCUCUUGAGGCGUACGUGAUAAAGGUUGCUGGUUUCACUGGGAUGACCUGCACCGUGUUUCAGAAGGUGGCUGCAGCAGACCGGACAGGACUCAGUGAUUAUGGGAGAAGAGAUCCAGAUGGAAAUCUAGAUAAACAACUAAGCUUUAAGUGCAACGUUUCAAAUACGCUGUCGAGUCUGGCAUUAAAGAACACAAUUAUAGAGGCUUCUAUCCAGUUGCCAGCAACCCUUUUCACCCAAAAGCAAAAGAGAGAAAUCAGACCAGCAGAUGAAUCUGUCUACAAACUUCAGCUUAUUGCAUUUCGCAAUGGAAAGCUUUUUCCAGCCACAGGAAAUUCCACACAUCUGGCUGAUGAUGGCAAGCGUCGUACAGUUGUGACACCAGUUAUUCUGGCUAAGAUAGAUGGUUUAAACCUAGCCAGUCACCACGUCCCCAUCAAUGUGACACUGCGGCGCAUUGCGCACGGAGCAGAUGCUGUGGCAGCUCAGUGGGACUUUGAUCUCCUGAACGGACAGGGGGGAUGGAAGUCUGAUGGCUGUCGCAUUCUGCUCUCCGAUGAAAAUAUUACCACCAUUCAGUGCUACUCCCUCAGCAACUAUGCUGUUUUAAUGGACUUGACAGGAGCUGAAUUAUAUACACAGCCAGCUGAUCUUUUGCAUCCAGUAAUUUAUGCCACUGCCAUGGUUUUGCUAAUGUGCCUGCUGAUGAUCAUAGUCAGUUACAUAUACCACCACAGUGUGAUCAGGAUCAGUGUAAAAAGCUGGCAUAUGCUGGUUAACCUGAGCUUUCACAUUUUCCUGACAUGUGUGAUGUUUAUUGGAGGCAUAACUCAGACCAGGAAUGCCAGCAUUUGCCAAGCAGUUGGGAUAAUUCUUCAUUAUUCCACUCUUGCAACAGUGCUGUGGCUGGGAGUGACAUCUCGGAAUAUUUACAAGCAAGUAACCAAAAAGGCAAAAAGAUGUCAAGAUCCUGAUGAGCCACCUCCUCCACCCAGACCAAUGUUGAGGUUCUACCUUAUCGGUGGAGGGAUCCCUGUCAUAGUUUGUGGAAUAACAGCAGCAGCAAACAUCCGAAACUAUGGUAGCAGACCCAACGCUCCUUAUUGCUGGAUGACUUGGGAGCCCAGUUUGGGAGCGUUUUACGGACCAGCCAGCUUCAUCAUUUUCAUAAACUGCAUGUAUUUCCUCAGCAUAUUCAUACAACUGAAACGUCACCCUGAACGCAAGUAUGAGCUUAAGGAACCUGUGGAGGAGCAGCAGCGCCUGGCCACCAGCGAGCAUGGGGAGCUGGCUCAUCAGGAUUCGUUGUCGGUGUCACUGGUUUCCACCUCUGCCUUGGAGAACGAACACAGCUUUCAGGCACAGCUGCUGGGCGUGGGCCUUACUUUGCUUCUGUAUGUCGCUCUGUGGAUCUUUGGAGCCCUGUCGGUUUCCCUCUAUUAUCCUCUGGACUUGAUCUUCAGCUGCUUCUUCGGGGCAACGUGUUUAAGCCUCAGUGCCUUUCUCAUGGUGCACCACUGCAUUAACAGGGAAGAUGUCAGGCACGCAUGGAUAACAACCUGCUGCCCCGGCAGGAGCACCUACUCGGUGCAAGUCAACGUUCAGCCCUCCAGCUCCGGGGGGACCAACGGAGAGGCCCCCAAGUGCACCAACAGCAGCGCGGAAUCUUCGUGCACCAACAAAAGCGCAUCCAGCCUCAAAAACUCUUCUCAAGGUUGCAAACUAACCAACCUGCAAGCGGCAGCAGCUCAGUGCCACCCUACUUCUCUGCCCCUGAACACAGGCCCCCAGCUUGAUAACAGUCUCACUGAGCACUCGGUGGACAACGACAUCAAAAUGCACGUAGCUCCCCUAGAGGUGCAGUUCCGCUCCAACGGCCACCCGAGUCGGCACCAUAAGAACAGAAGCAAGGGACACCGUGCCAGCAGGCUCGCGGUGCUGCGGGAGUACGCGUACGAUGUUCCCACCAGCGUGGAAGGCAGCGUGCAGAACGGCUUGCCCAAGAGCCGCCAGAGCAACAGCGAAGGGCAUUCGAGGAGCCGCAGAGCCUACCUGGCCUACAGGGAGCGCCAGUACAACCAGUCCCAGCAGGACAGCAGCGACGCCUGCAGCACGCUUCCAAAAAGCAGCAGAAAUACCGAGAAAACGAUAGCUGCCAACAACAAAAAAGAGAUUCUAAGGAAACCAAUAGCUGUUGAACUGGAAAACCAACAGAAAUCCUAUGGCUUGAAUUUAGCCAUUCAGAAUGGACCACUUAAAAGCAGUGGACAGGAUGGACCCUUGCUUACUGCAGACAGUACUGGUAAUAUUAGAACUGGGUUAUGGAAACACGAAACUACUGUGUAGCGUGGUGGGACGAAUCCCUCUGAACUGUGAUUACAUAUUCCCUUAAAGCUAGUAACACUUCUAAAGACUGUUUACAAACUCUAGGUACUUCGUGCAGGGAGGGAGCAAAGAUAAUCUGCCAAGCAAACGAUUUGUAUGCAUUAUUAUCUUUGAAAAGCUUGGGAUUGUGUGAAUUUUCCUUUUUUCUUUUGAAGUGUCGGUCUUGAGGGAUGCCAAACCAACCCUACUUUGUACAUUUGUAUUUUUUACCUGUUAUCCUGCAGAUGUGUCCACAGCACAUUUCAAAUUUGUAUUUAAUUGUAUAAUAAAUAGUAUU